Molecule: messenger RNA, 3698 nt
Organism: Babesia bovis T2Bo
Lineage: Eukaryota; Apicomplexa; Aconoidasida; Piroplasmida; Babesiidae
Product: Elongation factor Tu GTP binding domain family protein
Exons: 5
Coding region: 29-3697 (1222 amino acids)
Biological process (GO): cytosolic ribosome assembly
Cellular component (GO): cytosol; ribonucleoprotein complex
Molecular function (GO): GTPase activity; ribosome binding; GTP binding
Source: RefSeq, a predicted model, not a curated record
UGUUGCAUUUCAAAAUGCUCGUUCCAAAAUGGCACAGCAGACUGAUUUGCUCAAAUCUACGGAGCACAUCAGGAAUGUCUGCUUCCUUGCUCAUGUGGACCAUGGCAAGACUACUCUGUCUGACAGUUUGAUAUCUAGCAUUGGCAUAAUAAGCGAGCGCAUGUCUGGUCGUUUGCGUUAUUUAGAUAAUCGUGACGAUGAGCAGCGCCGCAUGAUAACUAUUAAAUCUUCUAGCAUAUCAUUACUGUACUCUGCUAGUGACACUAGCAAUCGUACAGGGUGUAAUCGUUUAUUUAAUGACCAGCCGUGUAUUAUUAACCUUGUUGACUGUCCUGGUCAUGUUGACUUUUCCGUUGAGGUUGCUACCGCAGCCAGGCUUUGCGAUGGCGCAUUGUUGAUUGUGGAUGUUGUUGAGGGCAUAUGCCCUCAGACUAAGGCUGUUUUACGUCAAGCAUGGCGCGAGAGCGUGCGUACAGUGCUCGUGCUUAAUAAGAUGGACAAGUUGAUACUAGACCUCAGUAUGACACCAGAGGAGGCUUAUAACCGUUUACGUGAUUUAGUGGAUCAGGUCAACGCUCUUAUGUUUCAAUUGUACAACGAGUACCUCAAUCGUGACAGUGAUGACGACGUGGCUAAGGUGGACACUAGUGCUAAAAAGUGGUUUUUCUGUCCAUCUGAUGGCAACGUUGUAUGUUGCAGUGCUAUACACCGCUGGUGUGUGAAUUUGCGUGACUUCGCUCAGCAUAUCGUCCGUAAACUAAAUGUUCCCGAGACCAAGAGUGCUGGCAUAGUACAGGCUUUAUGGAGUGAUGUAUAUUACUGCCCGCGUUCAAAGUCUCUGAAGCCUAUAAAGUCUGGUGAGAAGCCUUUAUUUGUUCAGUUUGUUCUUGAGCAGAUAUGGCGUGUUUAUGAAUCCAUAUUGACUAGCUGGGACUCUGUAGAGGCUGCUAAAUGUGUGAAGUAUUCGGGUGCUACUUUAAGUCCUCGUCAAUCCCAGCUGUUGUCUAGGUCAGACACUCCUUCAUCAGAGGAGCGUGAGGAGUUGUUGACUACUGUUAUGAGUGCCUGGUUACCAAUUCCUGGCGGUAUCAUUCGUAUGAUUGUGGAGUGCCUUCAUGACCCUGUGAAGGCUGCUCAGAAGCGUCUUAAACGUAUAUGUCCCGGUAUACUAGAUUACCGUGCUUAUAAUGAAGUUGUGUCUUGUAGUGUCAAUGCUCCUACUGUAGUCCACGUGGCAAAGUUUUUGGGCUGUGACUUGAAUAUGAUGCGUUUAACAGGUGAUGUGUUACAUGGUGGCGAGCGUUCUGACGAGUUCGUUGCCUUUGCACGUAUAUUCAGCGGUUGCCUCAAAGUGGGUAGUCGUCUAUACAUCUGUGACACUGGAAGCGCAUCGGUUACUAUGAAGUACAGCGACAUCCUCACUGCUGAGGAGACUCGUAAAACCGUUUGCGUGGAGCGUAUUAUGAUAUGCAUGGGUGCUGACCUUCUAGAUAUCGAUGCCGGAUGGCCAGGUAACAUUGUUGCUAUAUACUUAUCUCAGCACGAUGGCGGUUCCACUGAUUUAUCACUUGGCACAAAUCCCAUGAUACGUAGUAACAACAUGGACCAUGUAAAGGAGGUGAUGGCCUGGAUCCUAUCACUGGGAGACCCUCAUAGACAGAAGAUGAAGCGUGUUCAUGAUGCCUACGACGAACGUCAAAGGUUUUCUCGUCAGGGUAACCUGUGCAGUGUGGAUCGUCAUCUUACAUUGAGUAGCGACCCAUCAUUCCCAGGAUUCCCUCCCUUGAACCUAGAGUUCAACAACCCUAUCAUCCGUGUAUCGGUUGAGCCUCAGAAUGUGAAGCACACUAACGAGUUUCUCAUGGGUCUCGCUUACUUGUACAUAUCAGAUCCCGCUAUUGAGUUGGAUGUUUUACGCUCUGGCGAGUAUGUUUUGGCAUGCUGUGGCGAGAUCCACCUGGAACGAUGUGUUAACGACUUGGCUAACCUUUACGCCAAGGUUCCCAUUAACGUGUCCAAGCCUCGUGUAUCUGUUCGCGAGGGUAUUAUUAAUCUGCAACACCUUGACAACGUUGGUGUUGCUUACGCCAAGGUAUUUAGCAAGAUGGUCAACUUCCCACCAUGGCAGAAUAAUGCUAAUGACGAUUCCGUUGUUACUGACCCUAGUUUCGAUAUGAAAUCACUGCAUCCUAUAAAAGGCAUACCUGGUGUCUACAUGACCUCUUCGGCUGCAAGGUGCGGUACUGAGUACGCUGUUACUGCUGCUGGUGAUGUGGUUAUUAUGGUCCGGGCCGUCCAAAUGCCUCCCGAGCUUCUAGAUUACAUGGAUCACAACAAUGACGAUAUUAAGCGUGCUAUCUACGAUGGCAUCGCGCAGACUAAUAGUGGCAGUGCCACUAGUGAAGAUCGUAUUACUGCUUUCCUCGAUAAAGUAGAGUCUGACAUAAUGUCAAUUUGGCGUACGAGUACGGGCCAGCGUGGUACCAAGGUUGACAUAGGUCGUCUUUGGGCUGUUAGUACCAAUCGCGGCAGUCGUGCUAUGUUGUUUUAUAAUGAUAAUAACGGUCUAUUGAUAUCGGAGACUGCAGCUUCAACUCCUACUCAUGGUGGUAACAAGCCUAGUAAGCCCUCCACUACCCUUCACUGGCGUUUUAGGGACAACUAUCAACCAGAGGACGUCAAUUCCUUGGAGUCCUCCAAGUUAAUUUCAGCGUUGAUAUCAGGAUUCGAGAUUGCUGCUCAAUCAGGUCCUUGCACUGAGGAGCCGCUUCGCGGCGUUAUUUUUGUCAUUGAGGGUGUCUAUCAUUAUGUAUACCCUUGCCACGAUCUGUAUAAAGACAAUCUAUACAUUCGUGCUUCUUGUGACCCUCGGGCUAGUAAGCUACCUGCUUCCAUAUGUGAAGAGAGUCAUAAUAUAGAUGACAUUGUAUUAGACUGUGUUCCUGAGGGCACGGAGCACAGCAGUUGUGACAUAUCUCCCCAGCCCUUGGCUGAGAGCUCUGACGACCACUCCAGUGCUCGUGGUACCAAGUGGUCCGUUACUGAACUUGAAGGCUUGGGUGUGGAACAUACAUCCAACGAGACCACAACGUUUGGCUCCAGCAUUGACGAGCAUCAGGAUAUUUCAUCGCAAUUUAGUGACGUUCUAACGUUGCAAUCAUCUCACCGAUCUGGCAGUGGUGCUUCCAGUACUGGCAACAUAAUAUCCACGAUGAGGUCAGUAUGCCGCAAGGCCCUGAUGCAGCGUGGUCGCCCUCGUAUAUACGAGGUAUUGCUUCGUCUAGAGAUCCAAUGUGACCAAUGUGUUCUCGGGAAGAUUUACAGUGUCCUUCAGAAGCGUCGCACCCAGAUAGUUUCCGAGAAUGUGCGCAACGGCACUAACACUUUCAUGAUCGAGGGUUUGAUCCCCGCUUCUGAGUCUUUUGGACUUGCUCAGGACUUGCGUUCAAAGGCUUCCGGUGGUGUUAUAUUCCACUUACAAUUUAGUCAUUGGGAGAUGAACCCAGAUGACCCUUUCCCCGAGGCCUCUAUGACCGAUGAGGAGUUUGAGGACGAGGGGUUCAACCUGGGUGCUAUGAUUCAGGCUAACAUCCCUCGUAAGAUUAUAAACUACAUUAGAAAGAUGAAGGGUCUCCCUACUGAGGAGAAGGUUGUUGUAUCUGCUGAGAAGCAGCGCACGCUUUCAACUAAGAAGUGAG